CUUCAGCAUCAAAAUAUCUACAAAGUCAUGAAGGUAAAGGGAACUCACCCCAUGGGAAGGCCAGCUGAUAGAAGGAAGGUAUAAAGUUAUGUUCAGUUGUGGUCCUCAGCUCUACUGAUAUGGCCUUUCUUGGGAACUGCCACCACAGACCCGUGUAAGGCUGCUUCAAGACCUAAAGGACACAUCACUUUCUUCUCUCAAAGGUUCAGUAGUUUGUGCUCAUGCAGAGUUGUGGGUUAUUGCAGCAUGAAAUUAAACAAUAAUUGUAAUUGUACUUUCUUCCCCAAGGACCCUAAAUACUGGAGAUAUUCUUUGAAUGCAUUUAUUCAGACUUGCCUGUGGCCACUUGUGCACUUGAGCAGGGCAAGUAACAAUUUAAAGAGAGCUAAUUUCAGCCUGUGAACAUUUAGGGGCCACGUGGGCUAAUGAAACUGAUUUGUGGGCUUGUCCAGAGACAUUCGCAGACUCAUUUGUAGGCAUCUGCUUCGCAUAGUUCAGGCACCCUUUAGUUUAAUUGAUCCAGAACAACACAAACACAGUUAAAUCUUAUGUAUGUUCUGUGAUCCCACAGCUAAUUAAAACCACUAACACCACCAUUUCUCAAUUAGCUUGGGGCAUAGAUAAUAAGUGGUUUACAUGCCUUACUGGCAUUAAUUUUUCUAUGAAAAUAACUGUAUGGCUACAAAUUUCUCUACUGGUAAAAUAGGGAUAAGAUAGAGCAAAGACUCCCAUACACAUACAUGAUUGUAUAUGUAAACACAUGUAUACUCUUUAUUGCUGUUUCAGAUAAUUUUUCAGUGUUUUGGUCGUUGAAAGAUUUAAAAAAGCAUUUUCUAAAUAAUUUUGUUUCCCCCCCAAACAGAAGAAGAAACUCAAAUGAAGCUGACACAAAACUGUUUCAAAGGAUUUCUCUGGAGCCUUAUGACCUAGAGCUGGAACAGAUAGAAAAGAAGAUCUCAGCCUCCUUAAAAAGCCCUCAAGAGCCUCACCACCAUUAUUCAGCCAUUGAAAGGAAUAAUUUAAUGAGGCUGUCUCAGACCAUACCGUUUACACCGAUCCAGCUGUUCGGGGAGGAAGUGACCAUCUACAAGCUUGAAGAAAGUUCCCCUUUGACCCUCGAUAAGAGCAUGUCCUCUUGGUCCCAGCACGGCAGAGCUGCUAUGAUCCAGGUUUUGUCACAGGAGGAAAUGGGUGGGGGCCUCCGCAAAGCCAUGCGAGUCCUCAGCACCUGGUCCGAGGAUGAUGUGCUGAAGCCUGGGCAGGUUUUCAUCGUGAAGUCCUUCCUCCCAGAGGUUGUGCAGACGUGGUAUAAAAUCUUUCAGGAGAGCACCGUGCUUCAUCUUUGCCUUAGGGAAAUUCAACAGCAAAGAGCUGCUCAAAAACUCAUCUAUACCUUCAAUCAAGUAAAACCACAAACCAUUCCCUACACACCAAGGUUUCUAGAGGUUUUCUUGAUCUACUGCCAUUCAGCCAGCCAAUGGUUAACCAUUGAGAAGUAUAUGACAGGGGAGUUCCGGAAAUACAAUAACAACAAUGGCGAUGAAAUCGCUCCCACCAACACCCUGGAGGAGCUGAUGUUGGCUUUCUCUCACUGGACAUAUGAGUAUACCCGGGGAGAGCUGCUGGUUUUAGAUUUGCAAGGUGUUGGAGAAAAUUUGACAGACCCAUCUGUUAUAAAACCAGAAGACAAACAAUCAAGAGGGAUGGUGUUUGGACCGGCCAAUUUAGGAGAAGAUGCAAUUAGAAGCUUCAUUGCAAAACAUCGCUGUAAUUCCUGCUGUGGGAAGCUCAGGCUGCCUGAUUUAAAAAGAAAUGAUUAUUCCCUUGCGAGGACAAAUUGCAACUCAGGACUUGAGAAAAACACUGAACCAGCUGAGGGGCUUUCAGCAAGAGACACAAGUAGAAGUUCCCUGGAAGAUCACACACGCCUAUGAAAAGGGUCACAAAGGAAGAGGAUGGUCCCUCAGCUCCCUUUACCAUGAGCCCCAUGGUGAUAGGCAUGGAUUGACAUGGUCCCAACCGUGUCAGAAUCUCUGUCAGCGUGGCUUUACAAUGCGGACCUCCCUAGACGUGUCCUCUGAGCCUCGUUUCCCUCUGCCCGGAAGACACAGUGUAUAAUGGAGGGGUCCUCCUGGAUCUUGACCUCCUAGCAGGAUGUUUGGCAUACAUUUUAACCCCCUGGUUCUGCAUGAAGACACUAUAUGAGUCAGCUGGGAAUACUUUGCUGUAUACCUCAUUGCUUCAGCUGGCUGCUUGGAACUGUUGGAGUAGAAUGCUGUGCACUAAAGAACCGGGGGAUAAAUUAAUUUAUUUUCUCACUGUGUU
This is a messenger RNA of Acomys russatus (golden spiny mouse), 2325 nucleotides long. Its product is annotated as transient receptor potential cation channel subfamily M member 6-like. Gene Ontology annotation, biological process: protein phosphorylation. Gene Ontology annotation, molecular function: protein serine/threonine kinase activity; ATP binding. Lineage: Eukaryota; Metazoa; Chordata; Mammalia; Rodentia; Muridae. The transcript has 10 exons. The coding region runs from base 741 to 1934 and encodes 397 amino acids. The record is from RefSeq and is a predicted model, not a curated record.